Molecule: messenger RNA, 940 nt
Organism: Urocitellus parryii (Arctic ground squirrel)
Lineage: Eukaryota; Metazoa; Chordata; Mammalia; Rodentia; Sciuridae
Gene: Spmip6
Product: sperm microtubule inner protein 6
Cellular component (GO): manchette; perinuclear region of cytoplasm
Molecular function (GO): alpha-tubulin binding
Source: RefSeq, a predicted model, not a curated record
AUGUUCCUCUUCUCCCGUAAGACCAAGACCCCCAUCAGCACCUACAGUGACUCCUACAGGGCUCCCACCUCCAUCAAGGAGGUCUAUAAGGACCCACCUCUGUGGGCCUGGGAGGCCAACAAAUUUGUGACCCGGGGUCUGACUCAGACUAUGGAGCGCCAUGUGGACCCUGAAGCCCUGCAGAAGAUGAUCAAAUGUGCUACCCAAGACUAUGGCUAUAAAAGUUCCAUAUCAGGUCAUCCUUACUUUCCUGAGAAGUACUGGCUGUCUCAAGAGGAAGAAGACAAAUGCCUCUCAAGCUACAUGGACAAUGACCGGUGCAGCACAUGGAGGACAGGACCUUACAACUGUGCCUACUGGAAUAAGUAUACCACCUGCCUUCCCCGACUGCCUAAGGAGGCUGGGAUGGAGACUGUAGUUCGAGGAAUGCCGUUGGAGUGCCCCUCUAAGCCGGAGCGCCUCAAUGCUUAUGAGCGCGAAGUGGUGGUGAACAUGCUAAACUCGCUGUCUCGGAGGAAACAGCCGCUGCCUCAGAUCACUCCCCGUUGCGGGUGCCUGGAUCCGCUGCCAGGCCGCCUGCCUUACCAAGGUUACCAAAGUGCUUGCUCCGGCCGCCACUACUGUCUGCGUGGGUUGAACUGCUACUCCGUUGGGGACGCUUGCACUGAUCGCCGCCUGCGGCCUGUGUGCCCRGAGCUUCCGAGUGUAAGGGGUGUUUCGCCCUACGACCACCGGCCCGGAAUGCAAUGUGUUGUUACAACUCCCCCGCCGACUUUCUACCCUUGUCCGAACCUUAGAUGGGACACAAGUCACUUCAAGAAGACCGGUGGUCCCCAGAGAAACAACUAUAUUGUCCACCCUGAGUUUGUGUCUGAGACCUAUCCUAACUACUAUUGCGACUACCCUUGCUGGUAGAGUCUGGGCUGGCCAGGUCGAUGGG